CAACUCUUCACUUCAUCACACUAGAAAAAUGCUUGCUUUCCCGUCGUCUUUCCCCAUUAACUGCGUCAUUAAACGACUGCGCAAGAAACCCAACCAGGGGGUGGAAACGGAAGAAGAAAACUCAGCACCUGACCUGACGGUGGGGUGGUGUGGUGUGGUGGGCGAGAGCGGGGCGGAGGCAACCCACCCAGCAGGCGAGCCGCGAGCGAGGCGACGCCAGUAGAGCUAGAGCCAGCCAGUACACUCCACACCACCACCACCACCACCGCGGCGAGGCAGAGCGCUGGAGAGCAGAGAGAGGGGGGCGAGAGAUCCCGAGGACCCUGAGAUUCUCGAUGGGCAGGGCGCGCCGGUUUCAGCUGCUGGCCGCCGCCGCCGCUGUCUUCCUCCUCCUCCACGCGCCGCUGCUGGUGUCGUGCGCCGACCUCGACGCGCUCAUCUACAAGGGCUGCGCCAACCAGAGCUUCCCGGGCGGCGCGCUGCCCCCGACCGUGGCCGCCCUCUCCAGCGCUCUCUCCGCGCAGGCCGGCUCCGCCAAGUUCUACAAGACCUCCUCCCCCUCCUCGGCGGGCUCCUCCACCUCCGUCUUCGGCCUCUUCCAGUGCCGCGGGGACCUCUCCGGCUCCGACUGCGCCUCCUGCGUCUCCCGCGCCAUGUCCUCCUGGCGCGACGUCUGCGGCGCCUCCGUCGCGGCGCGGGUCCAACUCGCCGGCUGCCUCGCGCUCUACGAGGUCUCCGGCUUCCCCCAGGUCUCAGGCGUCCAGAUGCUCUUCAAGACCUGCGGCACGGGCAGCGGCGGCGGGGGCGACUUCGAGGUGCGCCGGGACACCGCCUUCGCAGCACUCGAGGGCGGCGUCGCCACCAGCUCCGGCGGCUUCGUCGCCACCAGCUACCAGGCCGUCUACGCCAUGGCGCAGUGCGAGGGCGACCUCUCCACGGGGGACUGCGGCCAGUGCGUCACCCAGGCCGUGCAGCACGUCGAGGUCGAGUGCGGCGGCGCCCCCUCCGGCCAGGUCUACCUCGACAAGUGCUACAUUAGCUACAGCUACUACCCCCACGGCGUGCCCCAUGGCGGAGGCAUGGGAGGGCAGCAGACAGCCAAGACUGUAGCCAUUGUGCUCGGGGGAGCCGUAGGCGUAGGUUUCCUGGUGAUCUGCUUGCUUUUCGCCCGGAGCCUGGUCAAGAAGAAGGAAGAUUACUGAUGCGAAAGCAUGGUGGGAGCGUCUGGACAAAGGCAUUGGGGCAUGGUGUGGCAUUUUGAUGGUAGGGGGUGUAUGUUUGUUUCUUCAAGGUGGUGGAGUGGAAUACAGAGGGGAUUGUUUUUUGGCUCUUCUUCCUCUGGCCAUGUGAGGGUGGCAUCCCCCAUGAUGAGAGAGAGGAAAAGAGGUGGCGACCUGUUCAGGAAAGAAACUGUCCAGUUCUGGGUGCUAUUUUGAUUCUCGGUUGGAAUUGGUAGAUGGUCUGUGAGCUUGUCACCUUAGCCUCUCCUGCUUAGGGUUCUAGGAGUACAUUAAUUCUCUUGUAAUUUUUUCCCCAAAGGAAAAUACUUUUAGGUCUAGUCAGCACGUAUUUAGUUUCUCAUUCAAGGUUUGCAGGAGCAGGUUGGGUGUCAUUUGGUUGGAUUUAAUGUGGAAAAGUAACUUUCCAUAUGCUCUAGAACCAGAUCUUUAACUCUAGGGUUUGGUGGUAGCUGGUGGUACCAUUGGUUAAUUGGUGUCUAGCUUUUGCUGAUGGACAUUGCUGACCUGAUAACCGCAGCUGUGCUGUGCUGUGCAGCUGUUCUCCUUUUGACUUGUUAAGCUCUUCGCCGUACAUUUCUGAA
Messenger RNA from Panicum hallii, 1822 nucleotides. Its product is annotated as cysteine-rich repeat secretory protein 3-like. The record is from RefSeq and is a predicted model, not a curated record. The coding region runs from base 336 to 1202 and encodes 288 amino acids. Gene Ontology annotation, biological process: plasmodesmata-mediated intercellular transport; transport of virus in multicellular host. Gene Ontology annotation, cellular component: plasmodesma. Lineage: Eukaryota; Viridiplantae; Streptophyta; Magnoliopsida; Poales; Poaceae. The transcript has 3 exons.